Messenger RNA from Dioscorea cayenensis subsp. rotundata (Guinea yam), 1650 nucleotides. Its product is annotated as N-glycosylase/DNA lyase OGG1. Gene Ontology annotation, biological process: nucleotide-excision repair; base-excision repair; base-excision repair, AP site formation. Bases 81 to 1301 code for a protein of 406 amino acids. The record is from RefSeq and is a predicted model, not a curated record. Gene Ontology annotation, cellular component: nucleus. Lineage: Eukaryota; Viridiplantae; Streptophyta; Magnoliopsida; Dioscoreales; Dioscoreaceae. Gene Ontology annotation, molecular function: 8-oxo-7,8-dihydroguanine DNA N-glycosylase activity; damaged DNA binding. The transcript is spliced from 3 exons.
UCCAAGCCUCAUCCAACCGUCCUUCAUCAAAUUAUAUAUAUAUAUAUAUAUAUAUAUCUUUGAAGAAUCACCAUUCCCCCAUGAAGCCUAUGAAAUCAAUGAAAUUCCAAGCCUCAUCCAACCGUCCUUCAUCAAACUCCCACUUCAUGUCUAAGCGCGGGAGACCAAGCUCACCCCCAACCUCCACUCGUCCUCCCUUAACUCCACCGCGAAAACAGACCCCAAACCCGACCUCCAUCUCCAAACCCAGAACCCACCGUUCCCUCUCCUUCUCCUCCUCCUCCUCCUCUUCUCCUCUCCAAUGGCAUCCCCUCUCCAUCCCCAUCUCCGAGCUCUCCCUCCCCUUCACCCUCCCCACCGGUCAAACCUUCCGAUGGCGCCGCACCUCCCCCUCCGCCUUCUCCGGUCCCAUUGGCCCCUACCUCGUCUCCCUACGCCACCACCCCGAACCCAACUCCCCGGUCUCGUUCCUCCUCCACAACCCUUCUUUCCCCUCCUCCGCCGCUGCUGUGCACAACGCUCUCCGCGACUACCUCAACCUCGAUGUCUCGCUUGCCGAUCUUUGGCGCGGGUUCACCGACGCCGAUGAGAGGUUCGCCGAUCUGGCCCGGAGGUUUGGGGGCGGGGCUCGGGUGCUACGGCAGGAUCCUUUGGAGUGUUUGUUCCAGUUCUUGUGCUCGUCUAACAAUAAUAUCAGUAGGAUCGAGAAGAUGGUGGGGGUGAUCUCGGCGUUCGGUGAGUCUUUGGGGAGUGUUGGGGGUUUUGAGUUUCACCAGUUCCCGACGCUGGAGCGGCUAGCUCUGGUCUCCGAGCAGGAGCUUAGAGAUGCUGGAUUUGGUUACAGGGCCAAAUAUAUAGUCGGUACAGUCAAAGCUUUGCAAGAAAAGCCUGGUGGAGGUGUAAAUUGGCUGGCUUCUCUGCGCGGAUUGGAGCUUCCUCAGGUGAUUGAUGCUCUUUGCACUUUGCCUGGUGUUGGACCGAAAGUUGCUGCAUGUAUAGCUCUGUUUUCCCUAGACCAGCACCAUGCCAUUCCUGUUGAUACUCAUGUGUGGCAGAUUGCGACACAAUAUCUCAUGCCAGAGCUUGCAGGCAAGAGCUUGACUCCCAAGCUAAGUAGUUGCAUUGCAGAUGCAUUUGUAGCCAAAUUUGGGAAAUAUGCUGGUUGGGCGCAAAAUGUUCUCUUCAUUGGUGAACUUCCUUCCCAAAAAUUGCUAGACAAUAAGGUUGGUGUAUCGAAAUCAGCAAAGAAAAAGCAGAGGAUAAAGAAAGCGGCUGUUGAAUUGCCCCUGGAAGGUGAUUAAAUCCCUCUAUGAGAAGUUUGCUGACCUGACCUGAACAGCUGGAACUCCUGCAAAUUAUAGGCUUGUGGAAAUGAAUGUGCCCUGCCACUCAGAGACCAUCCCUUCAAAUUAUCUAUCACCAUUUGUAUCAAAUGGCAGGAAAUCUUCAUAAAGCUUCUUGGCAUAUACCUGAUCACAAAUAUCUCAAUUUAUUCAUGUCUGAUGUUGGGUAUGUUGGGGUUUCCAUCCAUCCAUCCAUUUAUUUUUUUUUUUUUAAAAAAACUAGACUGGCAUGAAUUAGCCCAUUGUCAUUGAUGUCAUUGGAUGUAGAUUUGAUACAGUUAUCCCAGUAAGUAUGUUGUUCAGAAUA